AUGGAGAGCCAGAAAGUCGAGUGGAAAUGGCUCGCAAGCCGCAUAAUCGUGCCUAUGGCAUUACUCUACCUAGCUUCGUUCUUCUACACCUUGGUGAAGGUACGACUGUGCUUCUACCGCCUCAAGAAGAAAGGAAUGCCCAUGCUCCCCUGGAAUCCAGCCCUUGGAAAUCUCCCGGUACUUGCGAGGUUCAUGAGAAAGGUGCCAAAAGAUGCCCAAGAGGCAAUGUCUUUUGCACUCCUUGCCUCCGAAUCAGGACUAGAUACGUGCUUUUAUAUGGACACCUGGCCAUUUGGCUUCUCAACCCUCGUUGUAACCUCACCAGACCUCGCUGUUCAGGCCUGUCAAACCUAUGACCUUGUCAAGCCGGAUGCCCUGGGCGCAUUUAUAACUCCAAUGACUGGUGGACCAACACUUUUUGACAGGAAUGGCGCAGAAUGGAAACGUGGACGAGAGCUCUUUAGCCAUGGCUUUAGCAUGCGGUCAGUCAUGAGCUAUGUUCCGUAUAUUCUCCAAGAGGUGGAAGUGUACGUUGAUGUCCUGCGAGACCUGGCAAAGACAGGCGACACCUUUCUCUUAGACGAGAUCACUUGUAAAUACGUGAUGGAUAUCAUCGGAAAUGUCGCAAUGAACACGCGGUUUAUAAGCCAGCGAAAAUUCCAUCCAAUUGCAGCUGCGAUGCGGGAUACGAUAGACCGGGAGUGUCAAAUUGAAACAGGAAAUCACUUCAGUCGAGUGAAUCCUGUGCGCCUGUUCAAGCAGUGGUAUAACGGACGGACGAUGAACCACUAUAUUGGGAUCGAACUGGAGAAGCGAUAUCAGAAAUGGAGACAACAAGGCGCGACAAGCUCGUCUACUUCCAAAUCUAUCAUGGAUCUCGUCAUCACAGAGUACAUGAAGACAAGACAAGUCGCAGGGUCAACACUCGACCCCAAAUUCAAGGCCUGGGCCACUACCCAGAUUCGACUGUUCCUCUUUGUCGGGCAUGACUCAACCGCCGUGACAAUCAUGUACUGCCUUUACCUCCUAUCGAAACAUCCAGCAGCUUUAGCCAAGAUUCGCGCAGAACAUGACAAGAUUUUCAGCACGGACCUUUCGAACGCUCCCAACUUACUCCGCAAACGCCCAGAACUCAUCAAUCAACUUCCAUACACAUUGGCUGUCGUCAAAGAAACACUCCGCCUCUUCCCACCCGCAAAUGGCCUCCGGGACGGUCGCUCUAACGUCUCCCUCCGUGACCACCACACCGGUACCACCUACCCAACGGCAGGUUUUGCAAUAUGGAUUGUCCACAGUGCGAUUCACCGCAGCACCCAUACCUGGCCAGAUCCACAUGCUUUUAUCCCUGACCGUUGGCUCGUUGACCCGGGUCACCCCUUAUACCCACCACCCGGGGCUUGGAGGCCAUUCGAGCACGGAUCCCGAGACUGCAUCGGACAGACGCUAGCCCUCCUCGACAUUCGAGUCACACUUCUUAUGACCGUUCGUGAAUUUGACUUCAAAGACCAAUAUACGGAGUGGGAUCAGAGGCAUCCUGCUCAUGGGCUGAAUACUAUUUUUGGGGAGCGUGCUUAUAUGAUUCAGGCAGGCUCGGGUCGGCCAGCUCAGGGGUUACCUUGUCAGGUGUCUCUUAAUACGCGAUUUCAACCAGAGAAUAGGGAAGGAAUUAAACACCAGCCAGAAUAG
Molecule: messenger RNA, 1686 nt
Organism: Aspergillus bombycis
Lineage: Eukaryota; Fungi; Ascomycota; Eurotiomycetes; Eurotiales; Aspergillaceae
Product: cytochrome P450
Exons: 3
Coding region: 1-1686 (561 amino acids)
Molecular function (GO): oxidoreductase activity, acting on paired donors, with incorporation or reduction of molecular oxygen; iron ion binding; monooxygenase activity
Source: RefSeq, a predicted model, not a curated record